AUGGUUCAAGCCCAACUUUUGAAAUUCUUUAAAAAGAAGACAACUGAAGGUGUGGCGGGAAGUGUUGCCACUGUCCUCCACGAUGCUAUCAUGAACCCAGCAGAAGUGGUGAAGCAGAGGAUGCAGAUGUAUAACUCCCCAUACCGCAGCCUGUAUGACUGCGUCCUGACGGUCAGUCGCAAGGAAGGCCUGGCCGCCUUCUACCGCAGCUACAGCACUCAACUCACCAUGAACAUCCCCUUUCAGGCUGUCCACUUCAUCACUUACGAAUUCAUGCAGGAACAUUUUAACCCCCAGCGCCAGUACCGGCCCGAGACACACAUCCUGUCCGGAGCAGCAGCCGGAGCCGUGUCUGCUGCCAUAACCACUCCAUUAGACGUGUGCAAGACGCUGCUAAACACGCAGGAGAACAUGGUGCUCAGCUCCGCACAUGUUAGCGGACAUCUCUCCGGCAUGGUGAACGCGCUCAGGACAGUGUACCGAUUGGGUGGCGUGCCGGCCUUCUUUAAAGGCAUCAGAGCGCGGGUGAUUUAUCAGAUGCCAUCUACGGCCAUCGCCUGGUCCGUGUAUGAGUUCUUCAAAUACUUUCUGACCCAACAGGAACCACACAUCCAGGAGCUGAGGAGAGACGCUCACAAGGCCAGCCCUACAUGAGGCCCGCCAGCACUGAAUCCGUUCAGCCCAUCCAAAGAGUGAGCGUGAGGAUCAACGGACAACGGAAGACGCCUUCGGCUCGAAAGGGAAUGUAGAUGCUCAUUUCUUAUGCAGUAGACACUCCAGCAGCUUCUGUGCUUGUUGCUAACGUAUUAAUUUAUUGGAAGAGUUUAAUGUUGUUACAAGAAUGUAUGGAUGCUGCACACUACAGAACGUUUCUUGUAAACAUGAUAGAAACAGGAAGGUAAAGCUGUGUCAGUGUUUUGUUUGUAUUCUCAGUUACAUAUUUAUGAUUGAGCGUGAUGGUGUGCGUCUGUAUUUAUAUAUGCACACACACACCUUCUGCUCAGUGACACAACAAACCCGUGCGGUAGAACAUGUUUUUAUUUUAUUGGC
Sinocyclocheilus anshuiensis is the source of this 1050-nucleotide messenger RNA. RefSeq names its product mitoferrin-1-like. NCBI's taxonomy places the organism in Eukaryota, Metazoa, Chordata, Actinopteri, Cypriniformes, Cyprinidae. The record is from RefSeq and is a predicted model, not a curated record. The transcript has 4 exons. The coding region runs from base 1 to 654 and encodes 217 amino acids. Gene Ontology annotation, molecular function: ferrous iron transmembrane transporter activity. Gene Ontology annotation, cellular component: mitochondrial membrane. Gene Ontology annotation, biological process: iron import into the mitochondrion.